Poeciliopsis prolifica (blackstripe livebearer) is the source of this 2015-nucleotide messenger RNA. RefSeq names its product golgin, rab6-interacting (gene gorab). NCBI's taxonomy places the organism in Eukaryota, Metazoa, Chordata, Actinopteri, Cyprinodontiformes, Poeciliidae. Gene Ontology annotation, biological process: non-motile cilium assembly. The transcript has 5 exons. Bases 186 to 1199 code for a protein of 337 amino acids. The record is from RefSeq and is a predicted model, not a curated record.
UUUGGGGCGACCAUCUCGCCGGUCUUCUUGCGGUCCUUCGCGUGGCAGUGGUAAACAAAUAUGGCGGAAGUGCUGAGCGCUUCUUUCGGUGUUUCUCUGAGGUUUCCAGUGAUUUUCUCUCUUUAAACCCCAAAGCGUUUUGAGCUGGAUGUUUCCGGGGGCUGGUCUCGUUGCGAGGCGGUAGAAUGAGCGGCUGGGCGGGUUUUUCCGAAGAGGAGCUGCGGAGAAUCCAGCAGAAAGACUCCGCUGGACCUCCUGCUGCUCCCCGCGGCAGGAGGCCGCCGACAUCCAGCCGGAGCCGGCAACAGAUGCAGCGGGAGAGAGCGCUUCAGUUAGCCGGCUCACAGACCCUCCUGCCGGGGCAACAGCUCAGCAAACCACCGCUGACGAUGGAAGGUCAGCCUCCGGACCGGACAGAAGCUCCUGCUGCCGGGCAGGAGAAGCAGCAGAAAGCCGCUGACAUGAAGCAGAAUCACCGCCCGAAAGCAGAGGAGAAGGAGGAGGAGAUGCCUGUGGUGAAAGAGCUGGAGAAGCAGGAGGUGGAGAUGAGAGAAAAGACGCGUCUGGAGCAGCUGCAGCAGGAGCAGAAAGUUAUCGAGGAGAGGAACAAGCUGACCAAAGCACUUCUGGCUAAAACGAUCGCUGAGAAGUCCAAACAGACCCAAGCCGAGGCGGUGAAGCUGAGGCGGAUCCAGAAGGAGUUGCAGGCGCUCGACGACAUGGUGUCCAACGACAUCGGCAUCCUGCGGGGCCGGAUAGAGCAGGCCAGCUGGGACUACAGCGCCGCCAGGAAGCGUUAUGAGAAGGCCGAGGCCGAGUAUGUGGCGGCCAAGCUGGACCUGCACAGGAAGACGGAGGUGAAGGAGCAGCUGACCGAGCAUCUGUACGCCAUCAUCCAGCAGAACGAGCUGCGGAAAGCCUGCAAGCUGCAGCAGCUGAUGCAGGAGCUGCAGCUGCAGGAGGAGCUGCAGCAGCAGGAGCUGCAGCAGCAGGAGCUGCAGCAGCAGGAGCUGCAGCAGCAGGAGCAGAGCAGAGCCGACGCCACAGAAGCUCAGAGGGACGGCAGCGGUGAGGCGGCAGCGCCAUCAGCCCUCGGCGGCGCUGAGCUGCUCCAGCAGGAGGCGCUGGACCAACCGAACACAGAACCAGACUGUAAACGGUCAGAAAACUGUGAUGAGGCUCGACCUUUGACCUCCUGACGCUCAGAGCAGAGGAUCAUCUUCCUCAUGUGGCUCCAUCACCAGAAGCGGGUUUUAUUCUGUUGACCUCUGCUACAGCGCCCCCUUCAGGCAGGGCAGGUUCACCUGGAGGACUGCAGGUGUUUCAGGAAGUUUAAAGGAAACUUCUGGAUAUUUUCUGUUUGGAGUCACUUUAUGUUCACUGUAAAAACUGACUAUCUGUUUGAGUUUACCUGCAAUAAAAUGAAACUAACUAGAAGCUUUUCAGCUUCCAAUGUAAGUUUAGGUUGAUAAACUUACAUUAAUGUUGGUGAAACUAUUUUAGUUCCACUGAUGGAUUAUUUCACUUAUUGAUGGGAAAAAGCCUCGCUAUAAAUGAAAUGAUCAGCCAUUGGAACUAGAACUUCUUAUUGAUAUUAAGGAAUUAUUGAUUCAUAAUCAGCUGUUUGCAGAUAUUUGUUCUAGAAACUGGAACAAACUAGUUGUGUUUUUACAGUGCAGAUUUAAUGGAACAUCCAGUUUGUUCCAAACUCUUAAAAAUUUGACAGAUUUUUUAUAAAUAUAAUAAAACACUACAAUAAAUAUCCAGUUUUAGUCUAAACUCUUUAUUUAAUUGUAUUUCAUUUCUUGCAGUUUUAUUCAGUUUUUUUCUGGUAGAACUUUCAGCAGAUUCUUUGUUUUACAGUAAAAUAUGAUCAAAUCAUUUCCGGGUUGCAGGUCAGGCUUGUGGACGCUCAGGUAAAUGGGAUGGUUGCCAUGGCGACACGUGGUUCUGGUUCUGUCGGCUGAAGACACGACAUGAAAAUCAUUUCCUUCAAUAAACGGUUGUAACACUGA